This is a messenger RNA of Pelobates cultripes (western spadefoot toad), 191 nucleotides long. The record is from the annotation of a GenBank genome assembly. Lineage: Eukaryota; Metazoa; Chordata; Amphibia; Anura; Pelobatidae.
UGACGCUCAUGGCACCAUCAAAACAAUUGAAAAUUACGGACCCGGUCUGCCAGAGUGCCAAAAAAGUCUGUCUCAAGCUGCAAGAUGGCAAUUACCACGCGGAGCACUCACCAGCUUCAGAGAGUCCAUCGGAGUCAGACCCACUGGCAUCCCCGUCUGAAGAAUCUCCGGUCAUGGACAAAAGCUUGUAA